AUGGCACCACCCAAAUCGUAUAAUAUUGAGACAGAAUUAGUCUUUUCAAAGUCAACGGACCAACAUAAUGCAUCGGUUCCACCGUUGUAUCAGUCCGCGACGUUUAAACAAAAUUCGUUAUCCGAUAUGGGUGAAUACGACUAUACUAGGUCGGGAAAUCCAACUAGAACAUAUUUGCAAAAUCAUAUGGCCAAGAUCAUGAAAGCUAAGCACGCGUUUGCUGUUACAAGUGGUAUGGGAUGUCUUGAUGUUAUAACCAGAAUUUUAAAACCAGGCGAUGAAGUAUUGGCCGGAGAUGAUUUGUAUGGGGGUACUAACAGAUUAUUGACGUAUUUGAAUAAGAAGGGAGACUUGAAGGUGCAACAUUGGGACACCACAAACACAGAAUUAUUUACUUCUAAGAUAACUAAUAAUACCAAGAUGAUUUUUCUUGAGUCUCCUACGAACCCGUUGAUCAAGGUGUGCGAUGUCAAGUCCAUUACUGAUUAUGCGCAUAGAAAGAACCCUGACGUGGUUGUUGUCUUUGAUAACACGAUGAUGUCGCCAAUAUUGAUGACUCCUCUUGAUUUGGGAGUUGAUAUCCAGUACGAGUCUGCUACCAAGUAUCUUAACGGACACCAUGAUAUUAUGGCGGGGGUUAUUGCUACCCGGGAUGCGAAAUUGGCCGAAAAGGUGUAUUUUGUCAUAAACUCAACUGGGUGUGGAUUAUCGCCUUUUGAUUCGUGGUUAUUGAGCAGAGGGUUGAGAACUCUCGCUGUCAGAGUCGAGAGACAGCAGCAAAACUGCCAGAAGAUCGCCGAAUUCUUGUCCAGUAUUGGUUUCAGAGUCAGAUACCCGGGAUUGAAGAGCCAUCCCCAAUACGAGUUACAUGCUUCCAUGUGUAAAGGUGCGGGUGCAGUCAUAAGUUUCGAGACUGGUAGCAUCAAGACGUCGGAAAAGAUUGUGGAAAACACCGAUAUCUUUGGAAUUGCCGUUUCGUUCGGGUGUGUCAACUCGUUGAUAUCCAUGCCUUGUAAGAUGUCACAUGCCUCUAUCGAUGCCAAGACCAGAGAAGAAAGAGAUUUCCCUGAAGAUUUGAUCAGAUUGUGCAUUGGUAUUGAAAACUCCGAUGAUUUGAUUAAUGAUUUGACUAAGGCCUUAUUGAAGAGUGGAGCCGUCAAGAUCAACUCUAAGGACGAAUUAUUCAAUGCCGUGUCGGUGCAACCAAAGUUAUAA
Molecule: messenger RNA, 1215 nt
Organism: Debaryomyces hansenii CBS767
Lineage: Eukaryota; Fungi; Ascomycota; Pichiomycetes; Serinales; Debaryomycetaceae
Product: cystathionine beta-lyase
Exons: 1
Coding region: 1-1215 (404 amino acids)
Biological process (GO): transsulfuration; 'de novo' L-methionine biosynthetic process
Cellular component (GO): cytoplasm
Molecular function (GO): pyridoxal phosphate binding
Source: RefSeq, a predicted model, not a curated record